AUGUCUGGUGAAACUUUUGAGUUCCAGGCUGAGAUCUCUCAGCUCCUGUCUCUGAUCAUCAACACCGUCUACUCCAAUAAGGAGAUUUUCCUUCGGGAGCUUGUUUCCAAUGCCUCUGAUGCUCUGGACAAGAUCCGGUACGAGUCAUUGUCGGACCCCAGCAAGCUGGACUCUGGCAAAGACCUCCGCAUCGACAUCAUCCCUGACAAGGAUGCCAAGACUCUUACGAUCCGCGAUACGGGUAUCGGCAUGACCAAGGCUGACCUCGUCAACAACCUCGGUACUAUUGCUCGCUCGGGUACCAAGCAGUUCAUGGAGGCCCUGACUGCUGGCGCCGAUAUCUCCAUGAUUGGCCAGUUCGGUGUCGGUUUCUACUCGGCCUACCUGGUUGCCGACCAGGUUAAGGUCAUCUCGAAGAAUAACGACGACGAGCAGUACAUCUGGGAGUCGAGUGCCGGCGGCACCUUCACCAUCCUCCCGGACACGGAGGGUGAGCCCCUUGGCCGUGGUACAAAGAUCAUCCUGCACCUAAAGGAUGAGCAGAUGGACUACCUUAACGAGAGCAAGGUUAAGGAGGUGAUCAAGAAGCAUUCCGAGUUCAUCUCCUAUCCUAUCUACCUCCACGUCAAGAAGGAGACUGAGAAGGAGGUUCCAGACGAGGAUGCUGAGGAGGAAACUACUACUGAGGACUCCGACGAUAAGAAGCCUAAGAUUGAGGAGGUCAGCGACGAUGAAGACGGCAAGGAGAAAGAGGACAAAAAGAAGAAGACAAAGAAGGUGACGGAGACCACGAUUGAAGAGGAGGAGCUGAACAAGCAGAAGCCCAUUUGGACCCGCAACCCGCAGGAUAUAAACCAGGAGGAGUACGCUUCAUUUUAUAAGUCGCUCACAAACGACUGGGAGGACCACUUGGCCGUUAAGCACUUCUCGGUUGAGGGCCAGCUCGAGUUCCGCGCUAUCCUGUUUGUCCCGAAGCGCGCACCUUUCGAUCUCUUUGAGACGAAGAAGACGAAGAACAACAUCAAGCUCUACGUUCGCCGUGUCUUCAUCACCGACGACGCUACUGAUCUGGUUCCUGAGUGGCUAAGCUUUAUCAAGGGUGUCGUCGAUUCUGAGGAUCUUCCCCUGAACUUGUCUCGCGAGACACUGCAGCAGAACAAGAUCAUGAAGGUGAUCAAGAAGAACAUUGUGAAGAAGUCAAUUGAGCUGUUCACUGAGAUCUCCGAGGACAAGGAGCAAUUCGACAAGUUCUACACGGCCUUCUCAAAGAACAUCAAGCUGGGCAUUCACGAGGACACCCAGAAUCGCCCAGCGCUGGCCAAACUUCUGCGCUUCAAUUCGACCAAGUCGGGUGAUGAGCAGACCUCGCUGGCCGACUAUGUCACCCGGAUGCCUGAGCACCAGAAGAACAUGUACUACAUCACUGGCGAGUCUAUCAAGGCUGUGUCCCGUUCGCCUUUCCUUGACUCCCUAAAGGCCAAGGGCUUUGAGGUACUGUUCCUGGUCGACCCCAUCGAUGAAUACGCCAUGACACAGCUGAAGGAGUUUGAGGGCAAGAAGCUGGUUGACAUCACGAAGGACUUCGAGCUCGAGGAAACCGACGAGGAGAAGAAGACCCGGGAGGCCGAGGAGAAGGAGUACGAGGGCGUCGCCAAGGCUCUGAAGAAUAUCUUGGGCGACAAGGUCGAGAAGGUUGUUGUCUCCCACAAGCUGACGGGCUCGCCUUGCGCUAUCCGUACCGGCCAAUUCGGCUGGUCUGCCAACAUGGAGCGCAUCAUGAAGGCCCAGGCCCUGCGUGACACAUCGAUGUCGAGCUAUAUGUCGUCCAAGAAGACUUUCGAGAUCUCUCCCCAGAGCCCGAUCAUCAAGGAACUCAAGAAGAAGGUUGAGGCCGACGGCGAGGACGACAAGACUGUCAAGUCCAUUGUCCAGCUGCUGUUCGAGACAUCUCUGCUGGUGUCUGGUUUCACCAUCGACGAGCCUGCUAGCUUUGCCGAGCGUAUCCACAAGCUGGUCUCCCUCGGCCUGAACAUCGAUGAGGAGCCGGAGAUCGACGACGCGGCUCCUACUGAAGCCCCGGCUGUUACCGAUGCUGGCGACAGCGCCAUGGAGGAGGUUGACUAA
This is a messenger RNA of Sporothrix brasiliensis 5110, 2124 nucleotides long. RefSeq names its product molecular chaperone HtpG. The record is from RefSeq and is a predicted model, not a curated record. Gene Ontology annotation, cellular component: protein-containing complex; plasma membrane; cytosol. Gene Ontology annotation, molecular function: ATP hydrolysis activity; ATP binding; ATP-dependent protein folding chaperone. The coding region runs from base 1 to 2124 and encodes 707 amino acids. Gene Ontology annotation, biological process: cellular response to heat; protein folding; protein stabilization. NCBI's taxonomy places the organism in Eukaryota, Fungi, Ascomycota, Sordariomycetes, Ophiostomatales, Ophiostomataceae. The transcript has 2 exons.